AUGCGCGGCCUAAAAUCUAAAAAUUUUUUAAUUUUCAUAUUAAAAUUAAUAAUUAUUAAUUUACUAGAUAUAUCGACAUUAUUACCACAAUCAUCCGCUUAUAAUAGUAAUAAGAAUGUCGGUAAUAAUGGUAAUAUUAAUAGAUAUAGUGAAUUAAAUAAUGGUAAUGAUAUUGGCGGUAUUGGUGGUAUUGGAAAUGAUGGUGCAAUAUCAUCAUCAUUGUCAUCUUCUUCAUCAUCAUCAUCAUCGUCGUUAUCAUCAUCGUCUACAAUAACAUCAAAUCAUCACCAAUGUUCCUGGUCAUAUGUUGAUACAACAAAUGCAAUAUGCAAUUUAAGAACUAUAGAUCGUAAUGGCUUAGAUUUACAAGGUGCUGACGGUUUAAGCACUUUAAUUAUACAGUGUAAUGAUAUAUAUUUAUUUGAAAGUCAAUUACCGUUGUUACAAAAGACAUCAUCAACAUCGCAGCAACAACAAAAUCCAUUUCAAAAAUUGCAACAAUUAGAAAAUUUAAAAAUUGAAUCGUGUAAAUUAUUACAAUUACCUAAAAAUAUAUUUGAUGGUUUAAUAACAUUAAAAAAAUUAUAUAUUCAUACAAAAAAUUCUGAAUGGGGUCCAGGUAAAACAUUAGAGUUAAAUCCAGCAUCAUUAAAUGGAUUAAAACAAUUAAUUGAAUUAGAUUUAAGCAACAAUAAUUUACGAUCUUUACCAGUCGGUUUACUAUGUCCAAUUGGUAAUUUACAAAUGUUAAAUUUAACACAUAAUCGCAUAAGAGCAGCCGAGAAUUUAGGUUUUAUUGAUAUGCAAUGUAAUGCUGGUGGUAGUGAAAUACAAAUAUUAGAUCUUAGUUAUAAUGAAUUGAAGCAACUUCCAGAAAAUUGGGGUAUAUCUAAAUUACGACGUUUACAGCAUUUAAAUUUACAAUAUAAUAAUUUAACUGAAUUAUCUGGCGAAUCAUUAGCGGGUUUAAGUUCAUUAAGAAUAGUAAAUUUAAGUCAUAACCAUUUAGAAACUUUACCAGAUGGUUUAUUUGCUGGUUCCAAAGAAUUAAGGGAGAUCCAUUUGCAGUUUAAUGAAUUGUAUGAACUUCCAAAAGGGAUUUUUCAUAGAUUAGAGCAAUUAUUAAUAUUAGAUUUAUCAAGUAAUCAAUUAACUUCACAUCACAUUGAUAACACAACAUUUGCUGGGUUAAUACGUUUAAUUGUAUUGAAUUUAUCGAAUAACGCAUUGACACGAAUUGAUUACCGAACAUUUAAAGAACUGUAUUUUUUGCAAAUUUUGAAUUUACGAAAUAAUUCUAUUGGCUAUAUUGAAGAUAAUGCAUUCUUACCAUUAUAUAAUUUACAUACCUUAAAUUUAGCUGAAAAUCGUUUACAUACUUUAGAUAACAAAUUAUUUAAUGGCUUAUUUGUACUAUCAAAACUGACACUUAAUAAUAACUUAAUAAGUAUUAUCGAUAACAAUGUAUUUAAAAACUGUUCUGAUUUGAAAGAAUUGGAUUUAAGUUCGAAUCAAUUAACUGAUGUUCCUGAAGCAUUGCAAGAUUUAUCAAUGUUGCGUACACUUGAUCUUGGCGAGAACCAAUUGACUACAUUUAUAAAUGGUUCAUUUCGAAACUUACAUCAAUUAACUGGAUUACGCUUGAUCGAUAAUCAAAUUGGGAACAUAACAAAGGGGAUGUUUUGGGACUUACCACGUUUAAGCGUAUUAAAUUUAGCUAAAAAUCGUAUUCAGAGUAUUGAACGUGGUUCGUUUGAUUAUAAUAUUGAAUUGGAAGCUAUUCGAUUAGACAACAACUUCUUGUCUGACAUAAAUGGUGUUUUUGCAACACUAGCUUCUCUCUUGUGGUUAAAUUUAUCUGAAAACCAUUUGGUAUGGUUCGAUUACGCAUUUAUUCCAAGUAACUUAAAGUGGUUAGAUAUACAUGGUAACUACAUUGAAGCACUGGGAAAUUAUUAUAGAUUGCAAGAAGAGAUACGUGUAAAAACUUUAGACGCUAGUCAUAAUCGAAUAACAGAAAUUGGACCAAUGUCUAUUCCCAACACCAUUGAACUGUUGUUUAUAAAUAAUAAUUUAAUACACACUAUACAAUACAACAGCUUUGUGGAUAAAUCAAACUUAGCAAGAGUUGAUUUAUACGCUAAUGCUUUAUCUAAGAUACAGCUCCAAACAUUGAGAAUUGCACCAGUCCCACCACACAAACCAUUGCCAGAAUUUUAUUUAGGUGGAAACCCCUUUGAAUGUGAUUGUUCUAUGGAAUGGUUACAACGUAUUAACAACUUAACAUUGAGACAGCAUCCAAAAGUUAUGGAUUUACCCAAUGUAGAGUGCGUAAUGCCACAUUCUAGAGGUUCAGCUAUUCGCCCAUUAGGGACUUUGAAGCAAACAGAUUUCUUAUGUCGUUACGAAAUACAUUGCUUUGCUUUAUGUCACUGUUGCGACUUCGAUGCUUGUGACUGUGAAAUGACAUGUCCUAAUAACUGCACGUGCUAUCAUGAUCAAAUAUGGGGCACAAAUGUAGUUGAUUGUGGCAGUCAGCGAAUAUCAGAAAUGCCAAAACGUUUACCAAUGGAUUCGACAGCAAUUUAUUUAGAUGGCAAUAAUUUUCCAAUUUUACAUACACAUACGUUUAUUGGACGUAAAAAACUAAAAUCGUUAUAUGUGAACGCGAGUAAUGUUGUUACUAUUCAGAAUCGAACGUUUGCAGGCCUUAUUUCACUGAAAAUUUUGCAUUUAGAGGAUAACAACUUGCAAACUUUGCAAGGUUACGAGUUUGAGCAUAUGCCAAAUCUGAAAGAACUAUAUUUGCAAAAUAAUAAAUUGCAACAUAUUGAGAACUCAACAUUAGCUCCACUUACAUCCUUAGAAGUUUUAAGAAUUGAUGGAAAUCAGCUAUUUCAGAUACCAGUUUGGCACUUGUUAGUUCCACAGUUUAAAAAUUUGAAAUCACUCGCCUUGGGCAGAAAUCAAUGGAGCUGCCGUUGUAAAUUUCUGCAGGAACUAACCACAUACAUCGCAGAUAACGCAUUGAUAGUACAAGAUUCGCAAGAUAUUUACUGUAUAGAUGGGAACACAAAGCGUGAAUUAGAUUUUAACGCAACUUCAGCAUGCAGCGAUUACUAUGCAGGAGGAUCUGUGUUGCAAAACGGCAUUCCAAAAACGUAUAUUCCACUUCUAGCGGCAGCCUUAGCAUUAGUUUUCUUAUUAGUAAUCUCUAUUGUUGUUUUUGUUUUCCGUGAAUCUGUUCGAAUAUGGCUCUUCUCUCAUUACGGGGUACGUAUAUUUGGUCCACGGUGUGAAGAAUCAGAAAAACUUUAUGAUGCGGUUUUAUUACAUUCAGCCAAGGAUUCUGAGUUUGUGACACAAAAUCUGGUUACAGAAUUAGAAACUGGACGUCCGCCUUUAAGAAUAUGUUUGCAACACAGAGAAUUAGCACAUGAUUCAACACACAUGCAGAUUUUGGAAGCCGCGAGGGUAUCUCGUCGUAUAGUCAUAUUCCUUUCAAGAAAUUUUCUUCAAACAGAAUGGAUUCGCUGUGAAUUACGACGGGCAGUACAUGAAUCAUUGCGAGGUAGACCCCACAAGCUAGUAAUUAUAGAGGAAUCUGACGUGCUACUAGAAGCAGAAAACGAUGUAGAGUUGCUGCCAUAUUUAAAAACGUCAGCGGUUAAUAGAAUACGUCGAACCGAUAGAAAUUUUUGGGAUAGAUUGAGAUAUGCCUUGCCGGUAGAAUAUCCUUACCGAGGUAAUAAUUAUACAAUAGACCAUAAUCAUGAACGAAUUAAACAACCAUCUAGUCCAGGAAUAUUAUAUCGCACUGCCCCACCACCUGCUUAUUUUCCAGAUGGCGAAGACCCAAAUUAUUCGUCAGCAACAACUGCAACCCCUAGUCCAAGACCUAAUAGGCGGGGUGCCCCUGGUGACGUAUUUCAUCCACAACAGUCAAAUUCACCACAUCAUAGUAAUCAACAACAAUUACAACAGCAGCAACAACAACAACAGCAAUUAAUACGCCACCAACAGUAUGGUGGUAGUAUAGGAAAUCAUUUACAGCAACAAGCACAACAACAGCAACAGUAUAAUCCAAAUCGACCACCGUCUGAACAUAUUUACUCAAGUAUCGAUUCCGAUUAUAGUACAUUAGAUAAUGAAAAUUUGAUGAUGAUGAUACCACCACCUCCAUCUAAUGUUGGGAUUCCAGGCUCAAUGAAUGCCAACACAAUACACAGAUUGCAAAUGCAACACCAAAUGCCGUUAACACAACAACGGCAGCCUCAACAUAGCUCGCAAACUUGGCGACCUAUAUCAACGGUAGGCCAUUCUAGUGGAAAUGUUAGCAGUGGUAGUAAUAUUUUGGGUAAUAGUUCUAGUAGUUCUGGACAACCGCCACCUAGUGCUCAUCAUGUUCAAGCUUAUUUGGUGUAA
This is a messenger RNA of Condylostylus longicornis, 4425 nucleotides long. It is a transcript of the gene Toll-7, whose product is annotated as toll-like receptor 7. Gene Ontology annotation, biological process: signal transduction. Lineage: Eukaryota; Metazoa; Arthropoda; Insecta; Diptera; Dolichopodidae. The transcript has a single exon. Gene Ontology annotation, molecular function: protein binding. The record is from RefSeq and is a predicted model, not a curated record. The coding region runs from base 1 to 4425 and encodes 1474 amino acids.